This is a messenger RNA of Microsporum canis CBS 113480, 1737 nucleotides long. Its product is annotated as sterigmatocystin biosynthesis monooxygenase StcW. The transcript has 7 exons. Lineage: Eukaryota; Fungi; Ascomycota; Eurotiomycetes; Onygenales; Arthrodermataceae. The record is from RefSeq and is a predicted model, not a curated record. The coding region runs from base 1 to 1737 and encodes 578 amino acids. Gene Ontology annotation, molecular function: NADP binding; flavin adenine dinucleotide binding; N,N-dimethylaniline monooxygenase activity.
AUGGCAGCAGGCAGCACGUCGGAAUUCGACACGAAUGGAAAUCCUGCCACUGCGUACAAAAUAGACCAAGAAGCCAUGUUCAAUGGACAUAAUAGGAAGAUCAAGGUAUUAACUAUUGGAGCCGGUAUGAGCGGGAUCAUGAUGGCGUAUAACAUUCAGAAGCAUUGCCAAAAUGUCGAGCAUGUGGUAUACGAAAAGAACCAUGAUAUAGGAGGUACCUGGCUGGAGAAUAGAUAUCCAAACUGUGCUUGUGAUGCCCCAAGCCAUGCAUAUAUGUUUAAUUUUGCUCCAAAUCCCGAGUGGAACAAUAUAUAUUCGUAUGCAUUAGAUAUCUGGGCAUAUCUAGAUAGGAUAUGCAAGGUCUUUGAUCUCCGCAGAUAUAUGACCUUCAAUACGCAGGUCACAGGCGCCUACUGGGAAGAAUCUCAUGGCCAGUGGAGGGUAACGCUCAUUCAAACUGCGCCGGAUGGCAGUCAGAAAAAUAUUGAAGAAAAAUGCCAUGUUCUGCUGAAUGCCUCAGGAUUCCUUAACGGACAUAAGUGGCCAGACAUCCCCGGUUUAAGCAAGUUCAAAGGAAGGAUGAUUCACACCGCAGCAUGGCCAAAGGACUACCAGACCGAGAAGUGGAAAGGAGAGAGUGUUGCGGUAAUCGGAAGCGGAGCAUCAAGUAUCCAGACAGUCCCUGGGAUGCAGCCACACGUAAAACACAUGGAUAUAUUCAUACGAACGGGAACAUGGUUCGCAACUAUUGCUGGGAACAAGGGGGAUAAUUCAGCCUAUUCGGAUGAAGAGAAGAUGAGGUUUAGAUCUAGUCCUGAGGCGUUGAUAGAGCAUUGUAAGUCCUGGGAAGAUCAGAUUAAUAGCAUCUGGGGAAUGUUUUAUAGUGGAAGCCCGGCGCAAGAGGCUGUCCGCCAACAGUACGAAAAGCGAAUGAUCGAAUCCAUCAAAGACGAGCGCCUACUGAAAGGUUUCAUGCCUUCGUUUGGCGUAGGGUGUCGAAGAAUCACCCCUGCCGAUCCGUAUAUGGAGGCCAUCCAGGAAGACAAUGUUGAUGUCCACUUCACUGCCGUGUCAGAAAUCACAGAAGAUGGGCUGAUCGGUGCGGAUGGCAUUGAAAGAAAGGUGGAUACGAUCAUAUGCGCCACAGGCUUCGACACUUCGUACCAACCCAAGUUUCCAUUUGUUGGCCAGGGGGGCGUUGAUCUUCGUGAAAAGUGGAAGACAUGCCCAGAGUCGUAUCUCGGCCUAGGAGUCCCUGGGUUUCCUAAUAUGGUGUCGUUUUUCGGCCCUACAUGGCCCGUACACAAUGGAUCGGUGAUAGGCCCGCUCCUCGAAGCAGGCAACUUUGCAAUCAACUUUAUCCGCAAGAUCCAGAACGAAGAGAUACACUCAAUCAGCCCAAGACAGGAUGUUACCGAUGCCUUCAACGAGCAUGUUCAGGAAUGGGUCAAACAUACCAUAUGGGCAGACAGCUGCCGUAGCUGGUAUAAAAACAACGAGACAGGCCGUGUCAAUGCAAUAUGGCCUGGCAGCUCGGAGCAUUUCAUAGAACUGAUCAAACAGCCACGAUAUGAAGACUAUGCAAUCACCUAUCGGAAGAAGAACAUGUGGAGUUUCCUGGGGUUUGGAAAUGUUCCAGCAAACGUCACGAAGGGAGCUGAUCGAAGCCCGUAUAUCUCUGUGGAUGCGAUUGAUCCUGCCUGGCUGAAGGAGAUUUGUAUACAGCAGAGCGGCUGA